CGGAAACAUUUUAUGGUGACUCAGGAAGUGAAUCUGUCAAAUUACAAAACUUUAGAGCAAGCUUGGCCCGUGUUGUGAACUAACGUAUUUUUUUGUUAGCGUAAAUUAAAACGAAACAUUUAAUCAGAUAACAAACCAGAAAGACUGUCUUGUUAACAUCAUUUUGUUUUCCGUUUAUAUAAAAAUAAAUCUGCAACAGGACAAAAUUAGUUGGUGUCAGAUCAAAGUCUGUUCGCUGACUGACUGAACGAGAUCACUUCGCUGUCACAGUCGCAGAUCUCUUGGAAUAUGGCAGAUCCUGAGCCGACACCUGGGGACGGUCUCCCCAGAAUUCUGAACUUUAACCUGGGCGUGCUGGGACAUGUGGACAGCGGAAAGACGUCUCUGGCUCGAGCCCUGAGCAGCACCGCGUCCACGGCGGCCUUCGACAAGAACCCACAGUCCAAAGAGCGCGGCAUUACAUUGGACCUGGGAUUCAGCGCCUUCACUGUUCCCCUGCCUGAGCACAUGAGGCAGAGCUGUGGGGAAUACGACAGUCUGCAGUUCACGCUGGUGGACUGUCCAGGACAUGCCUCCCUCAUUCGCACCAUCAUUGGCGGGGCUCAGAUCAUUGACCUGAUGUUGUUAGUGGUCGACGUUGUGAAAGGUAUGCAGACGCAAACAGCAGAGUGCCUCCUGAUUGGUCAGCUCACCUGUUCACACAUGAUCGUCAUCCUCAAUAAAACGGACCUGUUGCCCAGUGACAAGAGACAGAGUGCCAUUGAGAAGAUGACCAAGAGGAUGCACAAAACCUUGGAAAACACUAGAUUUAAAGGUUGCCCGGUCAUUGCCGUGGCAGCAAAGCCAGGGGGACCUGAGGCUCCAGACACAGCUGAAGCACAGGGAAUCACUGAGCUCAUAGAGCUGCUAAAAUCCCAGGCGUUCCUACCUCAGAGAGACCCAUCUGGUUCUCUGCUACUGGCAGUGGAUCACUGUUUCUCCAUCCGUGGCCAGGGAACAGUCAUUACAGGCACUAUCCUGCAGGGGGCACUGCGUGUCAAUGACACACUAGAGAUACCUGCACUCAAGGUGACUCGUAAGGUGAAGUCGAUCCAGAUGUUCCGUAAGCCAGUUCCUAGUGCGAUACAAGGAGAUCGGGUCGGCGUGUGUGUCACACAGUUUGACCCAAAGAUGUUGGAGAGAGGGGUGGUGUGUACACCUGGUUCACUGCAUACCAUUCAUGCCGCCAUUAUUUCUGUAUGGAAGAUCGAGUACUACCGUGGUGCACUUAGCAGCCGAGCAAAAUUCCACAUCACCGUUGGACAUGAAACAGUCAUGGCACGCGUGUUAUUCUUCAGCCGGGCUUCUCUAAGUGCUGACUCAGGAGCAGCGUCUCCUACAGAACAGAGCGCAGAGGCUUUCUCAUUUGACUGGGAGUUUUGCCACCAGGAGGAGUAUUUGACUGGCCAGGGAGAACCCGAAGGGAGGUAUCCAGCGCAGUGGGCAUUAUUAGAGUUUGAACGGCCUGUCACAUGUCCACCACUCUGUUUGGUGAUUGGCUCACGGUUGGACUCUGAUAUCCACAGCAACACAUGCAGACUUGCUUUCCACGGAAAGCUGUUGGACGGCUUCGAGGACAAAAAUUAUGUGGACAGCGCGUUGCCCAGGCUCAAAAUCAGUAAAGACAAGCACAAAGAAGGAGCAGUGGAACGGGUGACAGACGACUACACUGUGAUUGGUAAAAACCUGUUCAAGAAAGAGACCAACCUUCAGCUGUUUGUGGGGUUAAAGGUCACACUUUCUUCAGGAGAGACAGGGGUCAUUGAAGGCAGCUUUGGACAGAGUGGCAAAAUCAAAAUUAGAAUUCCAGGAUUAUAAUCUAUCGAUGCCUUUCGUUUGAAAAGUUUCUCCUGUGGUUCAGACUGAUGCUGUUUUGGAUUGUGGAGUUGGUAAAGAUAAGUAACUUUGAGCUACACAAUUAUCCGAUUUAAUUCAGUUCAAUUCAAUUCAAUAUAGAAAUACCAAUAAUAACCAGACAAAAUGAGAUAUAAUAGCGUGAACACUUACAAUCACAGUUAUAACUGUAACACACACUUACAAUGCUACAGUGCUGAACAGCACUAUAAUGAAUCAUGAAUAACACAAUCCAUUUAUACCACCUAACCUGUAGUUAGGUAAUAUAAAAGCUCUAUAGAAUGUGGUAGAACAAUAUAAAGGACCUGAUAUUUUGGUUGAUAAUCUGUAAUAAACUUUCAGUUUGUCUCAUCUGUCAGUAAGUUUGCAGUGAAGCAGCUCAAUUUUAAUUCUUAAAUACCACCCUGGGUCACUUCUGACUUUUGACGUCAUUCCUGCUCUUUUCCAUGCCUAAUUUGUUCAGUAAGGGUUCUUUCCUUACAAUUCUUGUCCGGCUGUUUCCCAAUUUGCUCACUGAUGAGCUACAUUUUAACCCAGAGUUCUAUAAAGCUGCUUUGUGACAAAGUUUGUUAUUAAAUACACUAUACAGUUAAAACUGCAGUGAAUUCAAUUUAUCAACAGCGUAUAGAUACCAUAACACCGAACUAUAGAAUCAGUUGUGUUUUUGUGUUAGCAAAGUGAUCACAAAGUGCAAUUAGUUAGUUAUUAGCAAACAAGAUUCUUAAAUGUGAAGCUCAAAGUUGUACUAAUUUACUGAUAUUUACUAAUAUUGUUUACUAUAGUGCAGUCCCUGAAAAAUAUCUUUGAACAGGACGUUAUAUAGCACUCCAUGUAAUGUAGCAUUUUACACAAAUUGCUGAGAGAAACCUAUGAAUUCAUGUUAGAAUAAUGUGAAGGGGUCUCAGUACUGUCUGAAUGCACUAUGUAUGUGCUGGGCUGUUAACAGUGGUAGCUAAAACUAUAAUACAAAGUUAAUAACAAUUAUGUUAUAGUGAUACAAUUUUUUCACACAAAGUGUAUUUUAGGGCAUAUGUGAGGAUUUGUGUUCUCUGUUUUCAGUGUGCUAAGGCACUUUCUUUUUCUCUUCAUUC
Molecule: messenger RNA, 2984 nt
Organism: Ictalurus punctatus (channel catfish)
Lineage: Eukaryota; Metazoa; Chordata; Actinopteri; Siluriformes; Ictaluridae
Gene: eefsec
Product: eukaryotic elongation factor, selenocysteine-tRNA-specific
Exons: 7
Coding region: 289-1857 (522 amino acids)
Biological process (GO): selenocysteine incorporation
Molecular function (GO): translation elongation factor activity; GTP binding; GTPase activity
Source: RefSeq, a predicted model, not a curated record